Aspergillus alliaceus is the source of this 7636-nucleotide messenger RNA. Its product is annotated as putative polyketide synthase. Gene Ontology annotation, biological process: fatty acid biosynthetic process; secondary metabolite biosynthetic process. The transcript has 9 exons. The record is from RefSeq and is a predicted model, not a curated record. Lineage: Eukaryota; Fungi; Ascomycota; Eurotiomycetes; Eurotiales; Aspergillaceae. Gene Ontology annotation, molecular function: phosphopantetheine binding; fatty acid synthase activity; oxidoreductase activity. Bases 89 to 7636 code for a protein of 2515 amino acids.
ACCGGCCGUCCCGAUAUCCUCUACUUGCACUUCGGAACCAACUUCCUUAGAUCAAGAUGGCCUAUAUAUCCUGUCAGAGGAUCCUUGCAUGCCAAUUGCCAUUGUCGGAAUGGGGUUUAGAGGCCCUGGGGAUGCCACCAAUAUCAAGGAAUUGUGGACGAUGAUCCUCGAAGGGCGGGAAGCAUGGAGUCCGAUCCCGGAUACACGAUGGAAUAACGAUGCCUUUUAUCACCAGGAUCACUCGAGACACGGAACAAUCAACGUCGAAGGGGGCCAUUUUCUGGCAGAAGAUGUGUCAUUGUUCGAUGCGCCGUUUUUCAACAUGACCAGCGAUGAGGCAGCCGCGAUGGACCCCCAGCAACGACUAUUGCUCGAGGUUAGUUACGAGGGCUUUGAAAAUGCCGGUAUACCGAUAACAAGCGUAAUGGGGAGUCGGACGGCGUGCUUUGUUGGCUGCUUCAGUGCCGACUACACCGAUAUUCUCCUUCGCGACCCAGACUGCGUGCCAAUGUACCAGUGUACAAACUCCGGGCAGUCCCGAGCCAUGACGGCGAACCGCGUGUCAUAUUUCUUCGACAUGAAAGGUCCGAGUGUUACAGUUGAUACCGCCUGCUCAGGUAGCCUGACAGCCCUCCAUCUGGCAUGCCAGAGUCUUCGGACUGGUGACGCCUCUAUGGCCAUCGCGGCAGGUGUGAAUGUGAUUCUCAGCCAUGAAUUCAUGUCGACAAUGACCAUGAUGAAAUUCCUCUCCCCCGACGGAAGAUGUCAUACAUUUGACGAAAUUGCCAGCGGAUACGCUCGAGGGGAAGGUAUUGGGUGCUUGAUCCUGAAGCCGCUGCGAGACGCCAUUCGAGAUCAUGACCCCAUUCGCGCCAUAAUCCGAGGCUCUGGAUUGAACCAAGAUGGCAGGACCCCCGGGAUCACUCUUCCAAGCGGUGCUUCACAAGAAGCUCUAGUACGACAUGUCUACCAGGUGGCUGGCCUUGAUCCAUGUGAAACGGACUUCGUCGAAGCCCACGGUACCGGAACCCAGGCUGGCGAUUACAUUGAAACAGCAGCACUCGCGAGCAUAUUCUGCGAUGGCCGAAGUCCCAAGCGGCCGCUGCGGGUCGGGUCCAUCAAGACAAACAUUGGUCAUUUGGAAGGCACGAGUGGGGUUGCUGGUGUGAUAAAGGCUGUCCUGAUGCUCGAGAACCAGACCUUUCUUCCGAACCGGAACUUUCGUGUGCUAAAUCCCCGCAUCCGCUGUGAAGAGUGGAAACUGAAGAUACAGCUUUCCGCAGAGCCGUGGGAAUGCCCGGGCCCACAUCGUGUGUCCGUGAACAGUUUUGGGUAUGGUGGCAGCAACGCACAUGUCAUACUUGAAAAUACCUCGAGCUAUCUCUCUGGUCGUACACUGGGAGGUUUAGUGCGACUCUAUCGGCACCCUGUUGAUGCCUGCCAGCAUUCUCCGGCCCGAGCCCGAGUUUAUAUGCUGUCUGGAUUUGACGAAGGGUCCACUAGCAGACAGCUUCGAAAUCUCCGGGCGUAUCUACUGGAGAGAGAGGUAGAACCAGAUGAUAGAUACAUGAACAAUCUGGCCUAUACAUUAAACGAGCGCCGCACAGUCCACACAUACAGAGCUGCCGUGGUAGGAUCCUCCGCUACAGACUUGGUGGAAGCAUUGUCUGGGCAUAUAAAAGUUACUCAAGCUCGUCGGCGACCAAGUAUCGGGUUUGUCUUCACAGGACAGGGUGCACAAUGGGCAGGAAUGGGAAAGGAGCUACUAGAAACGUAUCCGGUAUUCCGCGAAUCCAUCCGGAGAAUCGACGAGUACAUAGGGUCUAUUGGUGCUCCUUACUGUAUGGCGGAAGAGAUCCUAAAGGAUGAAGAAGUCUCCCGAUUAAGUCACCCUCUCCUCAGCCAGCCUAUAUGUUCUGCCCUACAAAUAGCUUUGGUAGAUCUCCUCGCGUCUUGGGGAAUACACCCAGACUCAGUAACCGGACAUUCUAGUGGGGAGAUUGCUGCUGCAUAUGCCAUUGGCGCGCUGAGUAUGGAGGAUGCUAUGGCUGUGGCUUAUUAUCGAGGAGUGGUUGUUAGUGCUCCACCUUUCGCUAAUGGGCCGAUCGAAGGAGCCAUGCUUGCCCUUGGGAUAUCCGUCCGGGAGAGCCAGUCUUAUAUCGAUAUGCUUCAAUCGGGAAAGGCUGUUGUAGCUUGUAUCAACGGUCCUUUGAGCGUCACGGUCUCUGGAGACCUUCCUGCCAUUGAUGAAUUGGAGCAAAUUGUCCGUGAAAAGCAAGUCUUCAGCCGUCGACUGGCAGUGGAGGUCGCAUACCACUCCCACCACAUGGAGUUAGUGAGCGAUAAAUAUUUGAACCAUAUCGCGCAUGUGAGACCGCGGAGCCAGGAGGAUAUCGCCAAGAACCUUAAUGAUCGAUCCGUGCCCUUCUUCUCUUCCGUAACCGGAGCUGAGGCUAGACCUUCUGAACUGGGUCCACAUUAUUGGGUCAAGAACCUCCUGAGUCAAGUGAAAUUUGUCGAUUCGCUACGCUCUCUGUGCUUUGAGACAACCGGUCAGUGGGCUACUAUAAGGACACUGGGAAGUAAACGAGUAAAGCGAGCUGGUACGGCGCAGAAAGUCAGCGUGGACGCCCUUGUCGAAGUUGGUCCCCAUGCUACACUAUCAGGGCCGAUCAAACAGACCUUGCGAGAAGACAAGAAGCUCAAUGCGGCAGAGAUCUUGUAUAUCAGUGUUCUGACCAGGAGGAAUAAUGCUGUUAAAACUGCCCUGACAGCUGCCGCUACAUUGAUGUGCUUCGGACAUCCCGUUAACACUCAAGCGAUGAAUAACCCCACAGCCUUCCACCGGUCAAGUGUGCUUGUUGAUCUCCCUUCAUAUUCGUGGAGCCAUAAGCAGGCAUAUUGGGCAGAACCUCGGCUCAGCAAGACCUUUCGAAAUCGCAAGUAUGCUCGCACAGAUCUCUUGGGCGUCAUUGAUAGAAUCUCUUGUCCCGCACAGCCUUUGUGGAGGAAUUUCCUUCGAGUCUCGGAGACGCCCUGGCUACUGGACCAUAGAAUUGAGUCUAAUAUCGUAUAUCCCGCCGCUGGAUAUAUUGUCAUGGCAAUAGAGGCCUUUCUUCAGCAUGCAUCGAACGGUACCACAGCACAAGAGAUACGCGCAAUCUACCUGCGUGAUAUAUGCAUACAGUCGGCCCUCGUGGUUAACGAGACAGCGGCUGUAGAGAUUCUACUCUCCCUCAACCCAUGUGAGGAUAGCUCAGAUAUUCCCGAUCAACUCCACAGAUUCCAUGUCUACUCCGUGACACCGGACAACAUAUGGACAGAACACUGCAAUGGCUUCGUUGGCAUUCAGAAUGACUCCCAGAUCAAAUUAGUGCAUGGAUCUCAACAAACAGAGCGUUCCGACCUGACUCCCCUCGAUACCCGAUUAUUUUACGAGGGCCUAGCGAGCAUCGGCCUCGAAUACGGACCUUGUUUCGCCAACAUAAAACAAGCACGCUUCACGGAUCACAUAUGUGUGGCAGAGAUAAUCGCCCCUAAUACUGCAGCUGUGAUGCCCAUGAACUUCCAACAUCCGUUUCUAAUACACCCCUGCACAAUGGAUAGUGUGAUUCACAGUAUCUUCGUCAACACGAGCGUAAUCGACGGUCCUGCCAUUCCUGUCCAUAUUGACGAGAUGUCCGUGUCAUGUCGCACGACGUAUAAGGCUGGGAGCAAACUAAAUGUGUAUACAGAAACAAAACGAAGCAGGAAGGCAGAUCUCGUAGCCUCGAUUUCAGUCGUAGACGAAUCUCGACAGCCAGCGAUGUCCAUCACCGGUCUCCGAUGUAGGCGCCUUGGGCCGAACUCAACCCCAAACUCAGGGAAGCCGAUGGACCAUAUCGCGCACAUGGUGAAGUGGGUAGUGGAUCCCGAUUUUCUUUCCGGGCCAGCUUUGUUGAAUAUACGCGCCACCAAAGGGGAGUUUAAAAAGACCACUGAAUUGAAUCCAUUACAUGAAGCAUGCGCCUUAUACUAUAUCAGGGAAGCCGUCAAAAACAUGGAUCAAGCGAUGGUCGAGCGGCUUCAACCGUUUAGAAAACGGCAACUCGACUUCUUCAACGGAAUCGCAACCCGACAGUUUCAACUUUCUCACGAUAUACAUAGAGGGGCCAUUGAGAGGGUAAGGUCAUCUAGUCCAGAGGGCAAACUUCUCUGUGCCAUAGGGGAAAAGCUACCGGCAAUUUUCGCAGAUGCAGUUGGUAUUGGGACAGUUGACGACCAGCCUCUGUGGGAUGAAUACUGGGAAACGGUCCAUGAGGACCCGGCAUAUGAGGCCGUGUCCAGGUAUGUGGAUCUGAUCAGUCACAAGAAUCCCAUGAUCUCAAUUCUUGAAAUUGAGGCCGGCUCGGGUGGAGCAUCGAAGAAAGUUCUCCAACGGCUGGUUGGAGCAAGCAGUAAUGGUCCUCGAUUCACCAAGUAUACUGUAACACACCCAGGUUCAACCUCUCUGGAGACAGCUAAAAAUGAGAUCUGCGCAUGGAGUCAUUGUACGGAGUUCAAGGCCCUUGAUAUUGAAGGAAGUCUAGACACGCAGGGAUUUAACGAGCAUCAGUACGAUGUGGUGAUUAUCUCCCAUGGGUUAUACACAGUCAACUCAAGAAGGAAGGCGAUGGACAACGUCCACGGGCUCCUCAAACCGAAUGGCUAUCUCAUCCUGGUCAAUCCUUUAUCCAAACCGAACUUAUUGGAGUAUGUGAUCUUCACUAAUCUGCCUGGGCCGUGGAAGCAAGAUGGAGUUGGAUGUUUCGACAAUGACUGGACAACAACUUUAAAAGAUUAUCUGUUCUCGGAAGGGCAGGCGUUAAAUCCGUCAAAAGCAAAGCACUUGGCAAUUGUCUCUCGACCUGCAAGUCAACCGAUUUCACCUUCGUCGGAAAUUGUCAUUGUAGUAGAGCAAGGCGAUUGCGGCGUAAAGGUAGCCCAUUUGCAAGACCUUCUCUCAACAUGCUCGAAGGUUGAUAUAACAGAUCUUGCUCAUGCCAAGCCAACAGGAAAAAUUUGCAUUAUACUGAGUGAUCUGAUGGCCCCGGUCCUGGCGUGUGUGAGCCAAACAGCAAUGAAUAUCAUAAAGCAAACUUUCCUAAAUGCGGCGGGCGUCCUCUGGGUAACAAGGGGUGGCUCAAUGGCCCCGACCAACCCUGACGCUGGCAUCGUCACUGGCUUUGCACGAACCGCUCGUUCCGAAUCGGGGGUGGAGCCUAUUAUUACACUCGAUUUAGAUGGCCGCAGGCCGCUUUGUGAACACCGGGCGGCUGAAGUUAUAUACGACCUUGUUCGUCAUCGUAUAUUGGAAAGGAUGUUUGCCGGCUCCGACACCGAGUACGCGGAAAGAAAUGGCAUGCUUCUUGUCCCUCGGAUUAUUGAGAAUGGACCCUUGAAUGAGAUGAUUGCAUCCGUCCAUGACCUGCGCGCCACAAGUAUCCAAGUCUUUCAUCAAAAGGGCCGGUGUUUUCGAGCUGUGAUGAAUGAUAAUGCCCAGCCCGAAGGUGUUCAUUUCAUAGAUGACGACCGGUUUACCACGCUCUCAGAUGACCAGGUCCGUAUUCAAGUACAUGCCAUUACACUGAGCGAGCGAGACGCACAACUGGCAGACACCCGAGCUACUGAUGCUAUGGUAUUAGGGCUCAGCUGUAGUGGGACUGUACAAUCUGUCGGAAAAGCCGUUCACAGUUUUGUACCAGGAGAAAGAGUAGCUUGCCUUAGGGCCGGAACAGCAGCCAGUAUCUACCAAGACAGAGCGACUGCAUUCCAGAAGAUCCCUGCGGAGAUGUCCUUUGAAGUUGCUGCCGGGAUACCCACUGCGUACUGCACAGCUUUCCACGCGGUUCACUAUCUCGCUGGAAUAAAACCUGGAGAUCGAGUCUUGAUAAACUCCGCAGCUGGAACAGCUGGACAAGCUGCUAUCGAAGUGUGUAACCUAGCAGGUGCUCAUACAUUCGCCAUGGUGGGGAGUGUAGCAGACAGAGAGCUCUUAGUCGCCUCGUCCCCGCUACCAAGGGAACGGAUAUUCCUUGGUAACGAAUCAUGUUUGAAUGAUCUCAUGAUAUUGACUGGGGAUCAAGGGGUGAAGACCCUAAUCAAUUGUGGUGAGCCGGACAACAGUACCUUCUUCAGAUUAUGGAAAUAUCUUGGAACUUCGGGCCGUUUCAUUCAACUACACAUGCAUAACUCAGUUCGGAAGAGCCAGUGGAAGAUACCAGAGCUUACCAGUGACAUUCUUUUUGCGACACUCGAUAUUGAGAACCUAUUAAAGAAUGACCCAGAAACCCUCGACAGAACUUGGGAGCAAAUCGCGCGCCUCUUCCAAACUGGCACACUCCGUGGCCCAUCACGCUUGACUACCUAUCGCAUCUCUGACAUUGCCGAAGCGCUGGAUGUCCUCACGCUAACAGAUCACCCAGAUGAGAUCAUACUCACUGCCGGUGUGGAUGAUACUGUUAAGACUAUCGUACCUAAGCAGGCGAAUAUGCUUCUUCAACCGGAUGUGUCAUACAUGCUCGUGGGAGGACUCGGUGGUAUCGGCCGGGCCACAGCACUCUGGAUGGCGGAUCAUGGCGCGAAAACAAUAAUCUUUGUCAAUAGGAGUGGUCUAUCCCGAACGUCCUCUCAAGCUACCGUACAAGAGUUACAAGGAAAGGGUGUUCGGGCCAUUGUUCAUGCUUGCGAUAUAUCCAAAAGCGAUCAUGUUGUUAAGAUGAUGAAUGAGCUGAGUGAAGCAGUACCACCAAUUCGGGGCGUUAUCCAAGCUGCCAUGGUUCUCAGGGACAUCCACAUCGAGAAAAUGACCCUUGAGGACUACAGCGCUGCUCUACAGCCGAAAUACGAUGGCACUUGGAACCUCCAUCGCUAUCUCCCAUCCAAUCUCGACUGGUUCAUCAUGCUAUCCUCCAUCAGCGGCAUAAUAGGUAAUGCGACGCAGGCCGCCUACGCCGCGGGAUCAACAUUCAUGGACUCAUUCGCAGCAUAUCGGAAUUCUCUAGGUCUACCAGCAAUAUCCUUAGAUCUAGGUGUGAUUACAGACGCAGGCUAUCUCGUCGAGAACAAAAAGCUGGCAUCGAGAAUGGCGCAGCAAGGAUUCCAGGGUACAGAUACAAAGACCCUAAUGACUCUAAUCGAAGUAGCAAUCGUAGAAUGCCAGGGCGACAGGGCAACCUCCCAGAUAAUCACCGGACUAGGCCAAUGGAAAGAGAGUCAAUCUCUACCCAACUUCGACGCGCCUCUUUUCUCACACUUCCGUCGUCUUCAUCUAGACACGUCAGCCAGCUCUCAGAGCGAGAUCCUUGAUACGCUAAAACAGGACCUCCAGGCUGCGAAGACCCUUGAAGAUGCUACGGUAGUAAUCUACACGGCGUUAAGCGCUCGCAUCGCUGCCCACCUUUCCAUCCCAGCUGACAGCAUUAACCCCACCGGUCCGAUAACAGAGUACGGCAUUGAUUCCCAUGUAGCGGUCGAGCUGCGGAACUGGAUCUCCAAACAUAUCAAGGGCACGAUUCCUAUCCUGGAGAUCUUAGCUAGUUCGUGCUUGAUAGAGUUAGCAGGGAAGAUAGCGGACCGAUCUGACCUGGUGAGAAUCGAGGAAGAGCAGUCGUUUUGA